AGUAGUCAUGUGUCGCUGGCUUUAUGGAACUGCGUGCGAAUGCAAAUUAAAGAAAAAGCAGACUUUUCGUACAAAAAAGCAUAAUUGAUGAACUGACACAUAAUUUGUAGUGAGCAAAUAAAACAAGAAGAUGUACGUGAAAUAUUUUAUGUUUGCUAUGUUUCCCUGUAUAUUGAUACUUGCCAGAACUUGUUAUUUGAUAUUUAUGAAAAGCACUAAACCUAAAGAAAAGUCUUGUUCAAUUAAAACAAUGAUAAUAUUAGGAUCUGGUGGACACACAGCUGAAAUGUUGCGAAUUGUUAAAUAUUUAAACAUUAAGAAUUAUUCGCCCAGAGUAUAUAUUCAUGCUCAGACAGAUAAACUUAGUGCAGAAAAAGUUAGAGAUCUAGAAAAUGGUAAUAAAGAUUACAAAAUUGUGGAAAUUUAUAGAAGUCGUGAAGUUCGGCAGUCAUAUUUCACAUCAAUUUGGACUACUAUAUUUGCCACACUAAACUGUCUUCCAAUUUUAUGGAGAGAAAAUCCAGAGCUUAUUGUAUGCAAUGAAAAAUGGAUAAACACAUCAAUAACAAGAUUAGAAGCUUGUUUAGAUCGUACAUGGGAGAUAUUGAAUUCAGGUUACUGGAAAGAUGUUCCAAUAGAAUAUAGAUAUUGUUAUUCUUUAUGUGUUAUUGUAAAGGCUGCAUUAUUAGAACUUCAGUGGAAAGUAAAUGCUGAAAAUUAUGCUGAUAAAAAGAAGAAAACGAUCGUAUUAAAAAAUAUUAUUAGUCAAAUUGAUAGAGGCAUUCUAUUAGGCGCACCUCUUCUUAGUAUGCCAAAUUUAUUGACAACUAUUGCAACAAAGCUAAACAAUUACUGUGUUGAAGAAUCUGAUAUUAUAAAUAUGGAAGAUAUUUCAAUUGAUCAUGAAGGAACUAACUAUUUAAUUUCUAACUAUCCGGAUAGAUAUUUUGAACAACCUUCGAUGCAAACAUUUUACAAUAAAAUUUUUAUGCCAAAAUUACCGGCGGUAUUAACAGAUUGUAUGAAUCACUGGAAAGCACUAACGUUAUGGAAAAAUCCUAAUUAUUUGAAUAAGAUCGCAGGAUCUCGAACAGUACCGAUUGAAGUUGGAUCUUGUUAUACUGAGGAAGAUUGGACACAGCAUCUUGUCAAUUUUUCUGAAUUUUUACAAAAACAUAUUAUUGCAACUAAUAGCGAAGUUGGUUAUUUAGCACAACAUCAAUUGUUUGAACAGAUACCAGAGUUGAAAGAGGAUUUCGAAGUGCCGGAAUAUUGCUAUUUUUCGGAUAAUGAGGAAAAUGAUGCAGAAUCAUCAGAAGUUGAUAUUAAUGCCUGGUUUGGACCUGCUAAUACAGUGUCGCCUUUGCAUUUUGAUCCGAAAAAUAAUUUACUUUCUCAGGUAUUCGGUUACAAAAGAGUUAUUUUAUAUUCUCCAACUGAGACAAAUAAUUUGUAUCCUUAUGAUACUAAAUUACUUAAUAAUACUGCACAAGUAGAUCCUGUGAGACCAGAUUAUGACAAAUGGCCAAAUUUUCGUAAAGCUAGCGGCAUAACAUUUUAUUUAAAACCCGGAGAAAUGUUGUAUAUCCCACCAAAAUGGUGGCAUCACGUAACCGCUCUUACUCCGAGUUUUUCAAUCAGUUUCUGGUGGAAUUAAUGUUUAUUUUGUAUAAUAUUAUUUUGUAUAAUA
Atta colombica is the source of this 1690-nucleotide messenger RNA. Its product is annotated as lysine-specific demethylase 8-like. Gene Ontology annotation, biological process: dolichol-linked oligosaccharide biosynthetic process. The coding region runs from base 131 to 1657 and encodes 508 amino acids. Gene Ontology annotation, cellular component: nucleus. Gene Ontology annotation, molecular function: histone H3K36 demethylase activity. The transcript has 9 exons. Lineage: Eukaryota; Metazoa; Arthropoda; Insecta; Hymenoptera; Formicidae. The record is from RefSeq and is a predicted model, not a curated record.